This is a messenger RNA of Tremella mesenterica DSM 1558, 1047 nucleotides long. RefSeq lists its product as uncharacterized. The transcript has 2 exons. The record is from RefSeq and is a predicted model, not a curated record. Gene Ontology annotation, biological process: DNA repair. The coding region runs from base 1 to 1047 and encodes 348 amino acids. NCBI's taxonomy places the organism in Eukaryota, Fungi, Basidiomycota, Tremellomycetes, Tremellales, Tremellaceae.
AUGUCUAUCAGUCCAAUCAGGACCACUUCAUCUACUCGACAAUCUUCCCUUGUACAAUUCCUCAAGCAAACUCCCUCUAAACCAAGCCCAUCAACUCUCAAGCGCGACAUCAACUCUCCCAUGUCCUCCGAUGAACAAUCUAGCCAUUCAAGGACAUUGAAAGAUCUUAAAGAAAAAGAAGAAGAAGAAGAAGAAGCAGAAGAAGCAGAUGAAAGACCACAAAAGAGACCCCGUCUCUCAAGUCCUUAUCCUCCACCCGAUCAUCCGUCUUACCAUCUCCCACCUUCUUCAACAUACAAUCAUCCUUUUCCCAUUUCCCCCGUUCCUCUUUCACUCAAAGAUAGUUUAAAGUUCAAUACUCUCCCGAUAGUGAUCAAUAGCCCACCUCAGUUGGAUUUACUUUACUUUAAGAGAUUCAUCGAUCCAUGUGUCACGAGAGAGUUGACGAGGUAUUUAUUGGAGGAAUUACCAUGGUAUAGGGUCAAAUACACGGUGAGAGGUGUGAAUAUCAAUACACCUAGAUAUACCACGGUGUUUGGGAAAGAUAGUACGGAUAAACCUUGGAAUGGGUACAAGGUAAAACCUAGGGCUAUACCGGAAAUCCUGCUUUUGUUGAUGCGUGAGGUGGAACACGUCACAAACUCGACAUUCAACUUCGCUCUCGUCAAUUACUACUCAUCCGGAACCGAUUCUAUAUCUUAUCAUUCUGAUUCUGAAUCUUUCCUCGGUCCAGAACCUACAAUCGCCAGUCUGUCUUUAGGCGCUCCGAGAGAUUUCCAUCUGCGUCAUGUCAAAUACAAAGAAUUGGGAAUCGGAGUGGAGAAGAUGGUGUUGCAUGAUGGUGAUAUGGUAGUGAUGCGUGGUAAAACUCAAGAGAUGUGGCAACAUGCUAUCCCGAAAAGGGCGAAAGCGGAAGGGAGGAUCAACAUAACGUUUAGGAAAGGUGUGGUACCGUAUGCCACGGUGAAUUAUAAUACGUAUAAUGUGGGAUCUGGUGGGAUAUAUCGAUGGGAUGGGAGGGAGAUGAAGGAGAUGAGAAGUGGAUGA